This is a messenger RNA of Solanum lycopersicum (tomato), 1343 nucleotides long. RefSeq lists its product as uncharacterized. Gene Ontology annotation, molecular function: transmembrane transporter activity. Gene Ontology annotation, cellular component: membrane. Gene Ontology annotation, biological process: transmembrane transport. NCBI's taxonomy places the organism in Eukaryota, Viridiplantae, Streptophyta, Magnoliopsida, Solanales, Solanaceae. The record is from RefSeq and is a predicted model, not a curated record.
AUAGAGGUUAUAAUAAAUCUUUUUUUUUUUGUUUUUUGGGUAAAGAUUUGAUUUUUUUAAAUUUUUUUUUGCAUUUUCUAUGGAUAAUAAUAAUAAUAAUAUAAGCUGGUGGAGGAAUUAUGAAGGGAUAUUAAAGACUUUUUAUCCUGUUUUUUUGGGUCAAGUUGUGUCUUUUGUUAUGGCACUUAUGAGCUUCACUUCUUCUCUAGUGGCUAAUCUUGGUGCAAAUACUCCACUUUCUCUGUCAUUCUUCUCUUACACAGCUUUAGCUUUGGUGUAUGGAGGAAUCAUGAUUUACAGAAGGCAGAAAUUACAGGUUCCUUGGUAUUGGUAUGCACUUCUAGGCUUAGCUGAUGUCCAAGGAAAUUUUCUUGUAAAUAAAGCAUAUCAGUACUCAUCAAUCACCAGUGUGACCAUACUGGAUUGCUGGACUAUAGCAUGGGUGAUAAUCUUGACGUGGCUAUUUUUGGGCACACGAUAUUCUCCGUGGCAAUUCUUUGGUGCAGCAGUCUGUUUAGGUGGUCUUGGACUUGUGCUUCUAUCUGAUGCUAAGGCGAGUGACGGAAGUGGUGGUUCCAAACCUAUUCUUGGUGAUACAUUUGUCAUCAUCGGGACAUUUUUCUUCUCAAUGAGUAAUGUUGGUGAGGAGUUCUGUGUGAAAAAGAAAGAUCGUAUUGAAGUGGUUUCCAUGAUUGGUGUUUUCGGCUUGCUUGUUACUAUAAUUGAGAUACCAAUCUUAGAAAGGAAGAGUUUGGAAUCAGUCAAGUGGUCUGCUGAGCUUGUAAGUGACUUAAAGUCGUCUUCUUAUAUUUGCUCCACUAAUAUUAUUUUUUGUUUUCUGAAAAAUGAUUUUCUUGGGCUGAUGGUCUAUCGGAAACAAGCUCCUUACCUCCACGAGAUAUUAGCCUUCUGUGGCUAUGCAGUGGCAAGCUUUAUGUUCUACACCUUUGUUCCGUUUCUUCUCGAGAUGAGUGGCUCAACGUUGUUCAAUCUAUCUCUUCUCACAUCCGAUGUGUGGGCAGUUGUCAUCAGAACCUUUUUCUACAAGCAAAAGGUUGAAUGGUUAUACUUUGCAGCUUUUGCACUUGUGGUUACUGGACUGAUCAUAUACUCGAAAACUGAGAAGGAUUCUGUAAAUGCACCAGCUACUAAUAUUGAAGAAGCAAAUCAAAGAUACCAACUUCUUAAUGAAGAGGAAGAGCAAGCUGAUCAUAGACAUCAUGAAACUAUUUCAUAACUAGUUUUAUAAAUCAAGAUUCAUUGAGAAUUACAUGUAAUUUACAUAUUAUUGUUCUUCUGAAAUUGUUCAACAUCUAUAUAAUUGGAGUUCAACUUUUUUCCCA